AUGCAACUGUUAUUUAUACUCAUACUACUCAUACUCAUACUGUUCUCACCCACACUCGAACCUCAACCCACCUUUGAGUUUCAACUGGAAGCAAAAUGGCAGACCAACCAGACUUCCGAACAACCCUCCGCACCACAAAAGUCCUCCAAGGACCCUUCAACCCACUCACAAUCACCUCCCUCCCCAACACCCCCCCACGCCGCCUUCAAAAAAUGGUACGCCGAAGCCCUAGCUACCGGCGUCCGUGAACCACACGCCAUGACGGUCUCCACCGUCGACGAAGAAGGCUUCCCAGACGCCCGAGUCCUAAUACUAAAGGACCUCGACGCGCGCGGCUGGCACUUCGCCAUCAAAGCCGACAGUCCAAAGGGAAGACAAUUAGCGCACAAUCCGCGUGCGGCGUUGACCUUUUACUGGGCUGAUAUGGCUCGGCAGAUUCGGCUGCGUGGGAGUGCGGUUUGUUUGUCUGGUGGGGAGUGUGCGAGGGAUUAUCUUGAGAGGCCGGUUGAGUCGAGGGUCAGUGCUGCUGCUUCGAGGCAGAGUGAGGUUUUGGGGAAUGGGGCGGAGUUGGAGGGGAGGUUGGCGGAGAUGAGGGGUGCUUUCAAGGGUGAUUCUUCUGUUGGGGUGGAGGGGUGGAGGGUUUAUGCUGUUGAUCCGGAAGUUGUGGAGUUUUGGCAGGGGGAAGCUAGUCGGUUGCAUAAACGGGUUAGAUAUGUUAGAGUUGGUGGGGAGGGAGAGGGAGAUUGGAAGAAGGAGAUGCUUUGGCCGUAG
Molecule: messenger RNA, 771 nt
Organism: Penicillium manginii
Lineage: Eukaryota; Fungi; Ascomycota; Eurotiomycetes; Eurotiales; Aspergillaceae
Product: pyridoxine/pyridoxamine 5'-phosphate oxidase
Exons: 1
Coding region: 1-771 (256 amino acids)
Biological process (GO): pyridoxine biosynthetic process
Molecular function (GO): pyridoxamine phosphate oxidase activity; FMN binding
Source: RefSeq, a predicted model, not a curated record